GACCGGGACCGGGACCGGAACAUGCGGGUGCGCGUACGGAGUUGGCACGGAGUAGCGUCCUGGCUGUGGGUGGCGAACGAUGAGAACUGCGGCAUCUGCCGGAUGGCCUUCAACGGCUGCUGCCCCGAUUGUAAGGUUCCCGGUGACGACUGCCCGUUGGUGUGGGGGCAGUGCUCGCACUGCUUCCACAUGCACUGCAUCCUCAAGUGGCUGAACUCGCAGCAGGUGCAGCAGCACUGUCCCAUGUGCCGCCAGGAGUGGAAGUUCCGGGAGUGACGGCGGCUCCGGGCACGGGGACGCGCCGUGGCCGUUCCCGGCCACCCCGGGCCCGAUCAAUAAACGUGCAGACGCCAGUCGCGUGUUCGUGUCUGUGUCCGGUGUCCCGCGCUCGGGGUCGCU
Molecule: messenger RNA, 399 nt
Organism: Cinclus cinclus
Lineage: Eukaryota; Metazoa; Chordata; Aves; Passeriformes; Cinclidae
Gene: ANAPC11
Product: anaphase promoting complex subunit 11
Exons: 2
Coding region: 22-276 (84 amino acids)
Biological process (GO): anaphase-promoting complex-dependent catabolic process; positive regulation of mitotic metaphase/anaphase transition; protein ubiquitination
Cellular component (GO): anaphase-promoting complex; nucleus
Molecular function (GO): ubiquitin protein ligase activity; cullin family protein binding; zinc ion binding
Source: RefSeq, a predicted model, not a curated record